ACAGUCACAUGAUCAUGUUUGCUGUCGUAAAGCUCUCUCUCAUCCCCUCAACCCAUUUUUGCCAGACAUUAGGCCAGUAUUUUUUUAUAUAAAGCACAAGAUGUCCGAGACGCCCGUCCCAUCAUGUAUGAGAGCCGAAGACGUCCUGACAGAGAUCGAGUCGAACCUGCUGGAGUGUAAAGUGUGUUUUGAAAGGUUCUCCCUGCAGAAGAAAGACCAAACGGCACAAAAUCUUCCCUGCGGCCAUGUGCUCUGUCUCAAAUGCGUCUGUGCCUUGUCUCACCACGUCCAGAAGAAACUACAGUGUCCGUUUUGUAGGAAACCGUGGGACGUUGGCAGCACCUCUGAAUGCCGUGCGCUUGCAGAUCUCCAAGAGCUCCUGCUGAGUGAAUCUCGUCCCAAAUCGUCCUCUGGUCAUCAAGAAUGGAGUGAAAGCAUGGGUUGGGGGACAUUGUGUCUCCAUUCGGCUUUCGGAGGAUGGGGGACGAUGGUCAACCCUACUGGAAUGGCUGUGGACGAAACAUCAGGACACAUCCUAGUGGUGCACGAUGCUGAGAAGCGAGUCGUUGUUUUUGAUGCACAAGGAACUCUUUUAAACGUCUUUGGACGGUUGUCCAACAUCUGUUACUCACUAGAUGUUGCGUUGACUAAAACCGGACACAUUCACCUAACCUAUUCACCAAACAAACAAAUCAAACACUUCAAAACCAAAUCCCCUCCCCACCCUACCGUUCGAGGUUUUCGAUUGCCGUGGGGUGUAGAUGUAGACAACGGUGGACGGGUUUUAGUGACCGACGCUGAGUUGGGAACCCUAAACCAAGUCGUAUUGGACUUUUCUCAUGGCGUGGUUUUAGCUAAGCGAGUCGUUUUGAAAGAACUGAUGCAUCCGCGUUCGGUUGCUUCUUGUAGGGCUUCGGGAAACAUCGCAAUCGUGGAGCGACAUCGGAGCAGCUUCACGCUGAGGAUAUUCAAUAGUGACUUCGUUCCUUUGACGCAGAUGGACAGUUUCAGUCUUCACUUGAAGAACUCUUUGAGUUUGGUUAUAUCUGCGGUGGCUUUUGAUAGAAAUGGAGAUGUUAUUGUUGGGGACGUGCAGAAUGGCAUGGUUUGGAGUUUGGGAAAUCCACAGAAAAACCCUGCGCUGAUCCCACUAGUGAGUGGACUGAUGCGUCCAGCGGCGUUGGCUGCGACGGCGUUGAACGUGCUUGUUGUCUUGGACGGUGGAGACCAUGCGGUCAAGUUCUACGCUGUGGACACUGAAGACUUGUUUUUUUGAUCAAAAAUGAGCAUUGCUGAGUGGAUUACUUACAAAUUGUAAUCCGUUACUUAUUCCAAAUUACAUGACAAAAACUGUAGUUAUUAGUGUAAUCUACUACAUUACACAUCUUAGUUAAUAUAAUCAGAUUACUUUUGAUUACUUUCAGAUUACUUUUUAACUGUGUAUAUGCAAAUGUGCUACUUAUUGACUUAUUAAAAAGAGCAUUGCUGGGUAGAGUUACUUACUGACUCAAAAUUGGUUAGUAAUGUAAUAAAUUGCAUUACACAUCUUAGGUAAUUGAAUCAGACUUGGUUACUUUUAGAUUACUUCUGAACCGUGAAUAUUCAAAUGUGUUACUUAUUAACUUAUUAAAAUGAGCAUUGCUGAAUACUUACAAAUUGUAAUCUGUUACAGAUUCUGAAAUUGUAGUUUGUAACGUAAUGCAUUACAUUACGUGUCUUAGGUUAUAUAAUCAGAUUACUUUUUGAUUACUUUUCAACCGUGAAUAUGCAAGUUACUUAAUUAUUAACUUAUUAAAAUGAGCAUUGCUGGGUAAAUUACUUACAAAUUGUAAUCCAUUACUGAUUCCAAAUUAAAUGACACAAAUUGUGGUUACUAAUGUAAUCCAUUACACAUUUUAGGUAAUUUAAUCAGACUACUUUAGAUUACUUUUGAACGUUGAGUAUGCACACGUUACUUAAUUAUUAACUUAUUACCUUAUUAUCUUAGAGGGGCUUCAAAUAAAUGUAUUAGGUGAAAGAAGUUUGGCUGACAAAAAAAAAAAAAAAAAA
Molecule: messenger RNA, 2049 nt
Organism: Cyprinus carpio (common carp)
Lineage: Eukaryota; Metazoa; Chordata; Actinopteri; Cypriniformes; Cyprinidae
Product: E3 ubiquitin-protein ligase NHLRC1
Biological process (GO): negative regulation of translation; protein polyubiquitination; proteasome-mediated ubiquitin-dependent protein catabolic process
Molecular function (GO): ubiquitin protein ligase activity; protein binding; translation repressor activity
Source: RefSeq, a predicted model, not a curated record